Colletotrichum truncatum is the source of this 1506-nucleotide messenger RNA. RefSeq names its product trichothecene c-15 hydroxylase. Gene Ontology annotation, molecular function: heme binding; iron ion binding; oxidoreductase activity, acting on paired donors, with incorporation or reduction of molecular oxygen. NCBI's taxonomy places the organism in Eukaryota, Fungi, Ascomycota, Sordariomycetes, Glomerellales, Glomerellaceae. The record is from RefSeq and is a predicted model, not a curated record.
AUGGAUUCUACGACUGGAACACUUUUGGAACGCGUAUUACGCCCUCUUCCAGCCGUUGCUCUCCUCGCUUCGUUGUGUGCCAUAUACAUCCUCGGUAGAGCCCUGUACAACGUCUUCUUCCACCCCUUGCGGAAUUUUCCUGGACCCAAGACUUGGGCUGCGAGCCGAAUCCCCUAUAGCCUCUCCCAGAUUGGCGGAAAGCCUCAUGAAGAUAUCCUUGACUUGCACAACAAAUACGGACCCAUCGUCAGAAUCGCCGAAAACGAGCUGUCAUUCAUCCAUGCCGAGGCAUGGAAGGACAACAACGGUCAUCGCAAGGGUGGAAGACCUGAGAACUCCAAGGAGCCCUUAUCGGUUAUUGGCAAUGAGCACAACUUGUUCGGCGCUAAUCUUGAGGACCAUACCCGGAUGCGCCGCGUUCUCUCCCAUGGAUUUUCAAUGCAGGCUAUGCUCGAUCAACAGCCUCUCAUCUCCACCCACGUCGACCUUCUUAUCCAACGGUUACACCAGUAUUGCGAAGGAGGCGCCCGGCCUGUGAAUAUGGUCACAUGGUACAACUGGGUUACAUUCGAUGUGAUUAGUGACUUGGCCUGGGGUGAGCCUUUGGGAUGUCUGGCGAAAGAAUAUGACCACCCGUGGAUAGCGGCGUUGGGACACACCGUCAAGGCUCAAAUGUAUCUCGGCCUUGCCAAGCGGUUCCCCCCCUUUACUGCCGUGCUAAAAUGGAUGAUCCCGAAGGAAUUGACUCGGAUGGAAAACGACAACUUCGCGUUGGCCGCUUCUAAUGUGGAAAAGAGGAUUGCGUUGGGAGAGUCUCGCCCAGAUUUCAUGGAAUCAAUGAUACGACAGAAGGGCGACAGGGAGAUCAUGAAGCAUGAGAUGGUCAGCAACGCUUUCCUGCUAAUGCUCGGCGGCUCUGAGACGUCUGCGACCGCCCUGUCGGCAGUUACGUACUUAUUGACUUUGCAUCCAGAAGUAUUGUCCAAGCUCACCAAAGAGGUCUUUGGUGCUUUCCAGUCCGAAGAAGAAAUCUGCAUCCAGACUGUCCAGAAGCUCCCGUACAUGCUGGCUGUUUUGGACGAGACUCUCCGCCUGCACCCGCCUCUUCCCCACACUUCACCCCGUGUCGUGCACAAAUGGGGAGAUACUUUUUGCGGAUACUUCAUAAAAGAAGGUACCAUCGUCAGCAUCCCCCAAUGGGCAAUGUAUCACAGUGCUCAGAACUUUACACUCCCCGAGUCAUUCAUCCCAGAGCGUUGGCUUGGGGACCUUCGGUUCGCCAAUGACCAAAGGGAAGCCAGAAAGCCGUUUUCGUUUGGGCCGAGGAACUGCAUCGGGAUGAACCUCGCAUAUACCGAGAUGAGAGUCAUCCUCGCUAGGAUCAUCUGGAAUUUUGAAAUGAAGUUAGCUGAUGACAGCCGAAACUGGACUGAGUCCCAAAAGGCUUGGGUUGUUUGGGAGAAGCCGGCGCUCAAUGUCUACUUGACACCUCGCAACCAGCGUUAG